AUGCAAGUCAGCGUCACUGCAGCCAGCAACAGCUCAAAUGGAAGCACAGAAAGUCUGGAUUCCACCCUUGGAACUUGGACAGAAAUAGUGAUCACUUUCACUCCAAGGCUGGAAGAAGAGGAUUGGGGAUCCUUUUACUAUUCUUUUAAGACAGAACAGCUUGCUACCUUGUGGGUCCUUUUUGUUGUGAUAGUUGUUGGGAAUGCAAUUGUUUUGGUCUCCACCUGGAAAAGGAAGAGAAAAUCCAGGAUGACUUUUUUUGUUACUCAACUAGCUAUAACAGAUUGUUUUACAGGACUUAUAAAUAUAAUGACUGAUAUAAUUUGGCGCUUCACUGGAGAUUUCAUGGCCCCUGAUCUUGUUUGCCGAAUUGUUCGGUAUCUGCAGGUUGUACUUUUGUAUGCCUCAACAUAUAUUUUAGUAUCACUAAGCAUAGACAGAUACCAUGCUAUUGUGUAUCCAAUGAAAUUUUUUCAAGGAGAAAGACAGGCAAAAAUUCUCAUUAUCAUUGCCUGGGGCCUCUCUUUCUUGUUUUCAAUUCCCAAUCUCAUCAUCUUUGGGAAACGUCAACUAUCCAAUGGAGAAGUACAGUGUUGGGCUGACUGGCCAGAUGAUUCUUACUGGAUUCCUUACAUGACUACAGUUGCCUUUCUGGUAUAUUUUAUUCCUCUGAUUAUUAUCAGUGUUAUUUAUUUCAUUGUGAUUCGGACAAUAUGGGUUAAGAGUAAAGCCCAUGCUGUAAUUGUAUCUAAUUGUUCUGAUGGUAAAUUCUGUGCAAGCUACACCCAUCGAGGUCUUAUAUCAAAAGCAAAAAUCAAGGCUAUCAAAUACAGUGUCGUAGUUAUUCUUGCAUUUGUGCUCUGCUGGAGUCCUUAUUUUCUCUUUGAUAUUCUGGAUAACUUCAGCAUCCUUCCAGAAACUCAAGAACGCUUCUAUGCAGCGGUGAUUAUUCAGAACCUGCCAGCUUUAAACAGCGCUGUCAACCCCAUUAUCUACUGCAUUUUCAGUGAUACCCUUUCCCAUGCUUUCAGGCAAAGAAGAUCAAGUAAUUUGGGGACUUUCAGAGACAGAACAGAAGGACUGGAAAUGCAGGUUGUAUCCAAACCAGAAUAUAUAUGA
This is a messenger RNA of Protobothrops mucrosquamatus (brown spotted pit viper), 1119 nucleotides long. RefSeq names its product neuropeptide S receptor 1 (gene NPSR1). The transcript has 9 exons. The record is from RefSeq and is a predicted model, not a curated record. Gene Ontology annotation, cellular component: membrane; cytoplasm. Bases 1 to 1119 code for a protein of 372 amino acids. Gene Ontology annotation, biological process: positive regulation of release of sequestered calcium ion into cytosol; neuropeptide signaling pathway. Gene Ontology annotation, molecular function: neuropeptide receptor activity; vasopressin receptor activity. NCBI's taxonomy places the organism in Eukaryota, Metazoa, Chordata, Lepidosauria, Squamata, Viperidae.